AUGACUGGCUUCUCUUCUUCUCCAAACGGGGUCGGAGAGCCCAGUGAGCGGGAUGCUCUGAUCAAUGAUAUUCCCCGCAUCAAUUCAGGCAUGAGCCAGCAUCGGCGCCACAAACGUGGAUCCCGCUGGCUGAACAUCCCAGCGCAGGUCAUGCACUUGACCUGGGAGACCCUCGUGCGGGACUACGUCAACGUGCUGCUCGUGUUUGUGCCUCUUGGUAUCAUCUCCGGUGCGCUUCACUGGGACAGCACGGUUGUCUUCUCGUUGAACUUCCUGGCGAUUAUCCCAUUGGCGUCUCUGCUGAGCUUUGCGACUGAAGAACUGGCGGCUACUAUGGGACAGGCGUUGGGUGGACUGAUGAAUGCCACUUUCGGGAAUGCGGUCGAACUGAUUGUCAGCAUCAUCGCUUUGAAGGGCAACCAGAUCCGUGUCGUCCAGGCAAGCAUGCUGGGCAGUAUCCUGUCGAACAUCCUGCUUGUGCUCGGAUGCUGUUUCUUCAUUGGUGGGCUCCGGUACUCCGAGCAGACGUUCAACACUACUGUCGCGUCCACCAUGUCGUCCAUGAUGACGGUUGCCUCUGCUUCGUUGAUCAUUCCGGCCACCCUCUACGCCUCUCUGUCACCAUCCCACUCCAAAGCUACGACGGAUAAUAAUAUCCUGAUUCUUUCGCACGGUACCGCCAUCAUUCUCCUGGUUUUAUACGUCAUGUACCUGUACUUCCAGCUCAAGACGCAUACACAGCUGUUUGAGGAGGUUCAAGACGGACUCGGACCCGAUACAGAGAAUCAGGCGCACCAUGAAGAAGAGGAGGAGCAUCAUAUUUUGAACCCAUUGGCCGCUACCAUUGCUCUGGUUGUUGUCACGAUUCUUGUUGCCGUCUGUGCCGACUACCUGGUUGGAAGCAUCGACAGCAUUGUGGAGAAGACCGGCAUGAGCCGGACCUUCAUCGGUCUUGUCUUGAUUCCCAUUGUUGGAAAUGCUGCGGAGCAUGUCACCGCCGUCGUCGUCGCAUGGAAAGGAAAGAUGGAUCUGGCUAUCGGCGUAGCCGUCGGCAGUAGCUUGCAGAUCGCAUUGUUCGUGACACCGUUCCUUGUCAUCAUGGGCUGGAUCCUAAACGUUGAGAUGACUCUCAACUUCCACAUCUUUGAAACUGUCGCCUUCUUCAUCUCCAGCUUGGUUGUGACCUUCCUCAUCCAAGAUGGCAAGUCGAAUUAUCUCGAGGGUGGGCUUUGCUUGGGAAUGUAUCUGAUCCUAGCGCUAGCGUUCUACGUCUACCCAGAUGAUCCUACUGGCGAUGCUCUUAUUGCCAAUUGA
Molecule: messenger RNA, 1314 nt
Organism: Aspergillus lentulus
Lineage: Eukaryota; Fungi; Ascomycota; Eurotiomycetes; Eurotiales; Aspergillaceae
Product: calcium/proton exchanger
Biological process (GO): intracellular calcium ion homeostasis; calcium ion transmembrane transport
Cellular component (GO): fungal-type vacuole membrane
Molecular function (GO): calcium:proton antiporter activity
Source: RefSeq, a predicted model, not a curated record